Molecule: messenger RNA, 1647 nt
Organism: Striga hermonthica
Lineage: Eukaryota; Viridiplantae; Streptophyta; Magnoliopsida; Lamiales; Orobanchaceae
Source: the annotation of a GenBank genome assembly
AUGGGACCAAACCUAAGCCCAGUCCUGCGCCGGGAGCUCGAAAAUCUUGACAAGGAUGCUGAUAGUAGAAAAUCGGCAUUGAAAGCUUUGAAGUCAUACGUGAAGGACUUGGACUCGAAAGCAAUACCCAUCUUUCUUGCUCAUGUAUCUGAAACAAAGCAAACUGGGGUAUCACCCGGAGAGCAUACAAUUUCUCUGUACGAGGUUCUUGCUCGAGUUCAUGGGCCGAAAAUCAUCCCCCAAAUAGAUAAUAUCAUGAACACUAUCGUCAAGACCUUAUCCUCGAGUGCGGGAGCUUUUGCUCUUCACCAGGCUUGCUCAAAGGUUGUUCCAGCUAUAGCAAGGUAUGCAAUCGACCCAACAACAGCAGAGGAUCGAAAGAGAUAUAUUAUUCAAUCUCUGUGUAAGCCCCUUUCAGACUGUCUUCUGUGUAGCCAAGAAAAUCUGUCUUCCGGUGCUGCCCUUUGCUUACAAGCACUUGUUGAGUCUGAUAACUGGCGGUUUUCUUUGAACGAAAUGGUUAAUGAGGUAUGCCAGAGGGUAGCUGGGGCUUUAGAGAAGCAUUCGCAAACCAAUUCCCAUAUGGCUUUGGUCACAGCUUUGGCUAAACACAAUAGUUUGAUCGUUGAAGCCUAUGCCCGACUGUUGAUACAGUCUGGACUGCAGAUUUUGGAUGCCGGUUUUGCAGAGGCGAAUUCUCAAAAACAGCUGUCGGCCAUUCAUAUGGUGAGUUCCCUAAUGAGAUGUUUGGACCCGAAAAGUCUGUUGUCAGAAAUGGAAUUUGUAAUUAAGGAAAUGGAGAAGUGUCAGUCUGACCGAAUGCCAUUUGUUACUGGGGCUGCUUUUGAAGCACUGCAAAUCGCGAAGAAAAUAUGUGCCGGGAGGAGGAAUAUUUGUGGUUCACCUUUUACUUCAUCACCCGAGUCGCAAACUGUUAACUCGUUCAUUGAGUGUGAUUAUUUUAUCGAGUCUCCUAAGUCGAUUACUCAGGAGCAUCAAAGUUAUUAUGGCUGUAGGACUGUAAACCGUAGACUUUGGCAAAGGUCUGGCAAUGGACUUUUGGAUGUAUCUCUCAAAGACGGCAUAUUCUCAGGUAUAACUCAAGGAAAUGACAAUAUGAGCUCUGAGUGUGAUGGCCUUUCUCCAAAGAGCGAAGAUUAUGUUGGGAACUUUUCGGGUUUUGUUCGUGGGAGGUCUGAAACUCCAAGUCCAGAGCACUCAAACUCUCACAUUAAUGUUGAUGAUGUGAAGCCCUUCACUACCCCUAGAAAGCUCAUUCACUCACUUCAAGUUCAGGAUUUACAAGAUUUUGAUUCGAAUUUCUCCACAAAACAAGUCAAAAAGUUCAGGAGCCCAACGAAAAGAAGCGCAUUUUACGAUCAAAGUCAUCUGUGUCGGGAGAUGAACCGUGAGAAUGGUGGAGGCAGAUUAUUUUCUGAAGAAGAACAUCAUGGCCAAUCAGAAUCAGUUUCUUCCACAGGAGAUGAAGUAGUUCCCGAGAAUAAACCACGGUUGGAGAAAGUCUAUUGUCACAUCUCUGCACGUAGCAUUAUUUACAGUCUUUUUGCUGUUCUAUUGGCAUUACUUUUGUGUUUGUUGGCAAUAGGUAAUCAGGACGAUCAAGACAACAUUCUUGUUCCGACUUAG